Messenger RNA from Vombatus ursinus (common wombat), 2304 nucleotides. It is a transcript of the gene PEX11A, whose product is annotated as peroxisomal biogenesis factor 11 alpha. The record is from RefSeq and is a predicted model, not a curated record. Gene Ontology annotation, cellular component: peroxisomal membrane. Gene Ontology annotation, biological process: peroxisome fission; regulation of peroxisome size. Bases 237 to 977 code for a protein of 246 amino acids. The transcript has 3 exons. NCBI's taxonomy places the organism in Eukaryota, Metazoa, Chordata, Mammalia, Diprotodontia, Vombatidae.
UGGGUUCGGAGGGGGGCGGGGCGGAGGGGAGACAGUUCCUCCCUCCUCCAGCCCCAGCCCUCGCCUUUGGGUAGUCCCUUCCCCGUAAGAGUGGAGGGUGCUCGGUCCGGCGGGGUCCGGAGAGCAUCUGGUCACCCGGGCCCCGGGGGACUGCGGCGCCCUCUGUUCCGGUGCGGUCCCUACUCGGGCCUAUCCUGACUCCAAGUCGGUGGGAAGGUGGGGGGCGGGUAGGCGAGAUGGACGCUUUCACUCGCUUCACCAACCAGACUCAGGGCAGGGACCGGCUCUUCAGAGCCAUUCAGUACACAUGCAUGUUGCUUAGAUAUUUAUUAGAGCCUAAGGCUGAUAGAGAGAAGGUGGUAAUGAAGCUCAAGAAACUGGAAUCUAGUGUGAGCACUGGCCGUAAAUGGUUCAGACUAGGUAAUGUGGUACACGCUGUCCAGGCAACUCAACAGAGCAUCCUUGUGUCUGAUCUUGUUCCCCGAUUCUGCCUAACAAUAGCCAACCUGAACCGUGUGAUUUACUUUGUCUGUGACACUAUCCUUUGGGUGAGGAGUGUAGGACUCAUUUCUGACAUCAACAAGGAGAAAUGGCGAAAGUUGGCUGCACGUCAUUACUACUAUUCACUCCUGCUGAACAUCAUCAGAGAUGUAUAUGAGAUCUCCCUACAAAUGGAGCAAGUUGCACAGGAAAAGGCAAAAAGAGAGAAAUCAAUGCCCCAGAACCACCUCGGACCUUGUGUAGCUGAUGAAGAAACAGAGUGGCUCCAGUCCUUUCUCCUUCUCUUGUUUCGAUCUCUAAGGAAGCAUCCCCCCUUGCUAUUGGACACAGUGAAGAACCUCUGUGAUAUCCUGAAUCCUUUGGACCAACUUGCUAUUUAUAAAUCUAAUUCUGGGAUCAUUGGACUUGGAGGCCUGCUAUCCUCCUUAAUAGGCAUGAUAACAGUGGCUUAUCCACAGAUGAAACUAAGGACUUGAAGUUCUUUUGUGUUGGGUACUAAUACCUAUUUGAAAAGGUGAUCUUCUGAGUGGGGUGGGCAUUUUGCCUAUGACUGAGAAAAUGUCACAUUCACUAUGUUUAAACUGGUUUUUCACAGAAGUGUUCAAUUCCCUAUGCAUAUGUGGGUACACAAACUAUAUGUAUAUGUAUUCCUCUGUCCCUUUCCCCACAGCACUAAAAGAAAAUGAGUUCAGAGGCAGUCUCUGAACCUACCUUGAAGGGUUGUUGUGAGGAUCCAAUGAGAUAAUAUUUGUAAAAAGCACUUAUCAUCGCAGUGCCUGGCACAUAGUAGAUGCCAUAUAAAUGCCUGUUCUUUUCAGGACAGAACUGAAUUUACAAUUCUUAAACCCUCUACCCUCCCCAUCUGUAGUAUAAAUUAGGUCCGUAUAAUAACGUCUUUGAGUAGAACAUGUGACAUGUAAGAACUAAUGAUGGUAUAGGGAAACCCACUCUAUUGAUGAAGUUUUUAGGAUACUCUGUUUUACCCCACAAAAAGUAAGCCCCAUUUAUUAAUUAUAGAUAUCCUUCAAAACAUGAACUCAAAACAGCCAUGUCUAAGCUGCCUAAUUUAAUGCUAGGUUCCAUCAUUUGAUAGUUGGCCUACAAAUAAUUGCUUUCACAAAAUGAAAUUCUAUUAAUCUAGAAACUGGGUAUGGGUGAGCCACUCACAAUUUUCUAUGAUAAUCAGGUUUUUAAACUUAUAGGGUGGGGUGUGUAGAUUGUUCCUGGGGGAGAGAGGGGGAGCAAAGAACAGGAAGAAGAGGGAAGGGUGUAAGGAGUAAAAUGGAGGGGAAAGACAAUCAUUAAAAAGCAUAAUUUAUUAUGAUCAGAUUUGGAGUAUUGAGUUAUAAUGAGAAGCAAGUUUUGAUGCCAUAUGCUCACUGUACAGCAGCUACCUUCUUUAGGACUUGAGUCAGUGAUGGACAUAUGCUAAUUUGCUCUUCCAGGAGUCACAGGAUGGAAGUGAAUUAGAUAUGGCACAUCAUCAGUUAAGGGGUUGGUAAGUGGUAAGGUUUGCUCCUUUGAGUGGUUCUCAAAAACAAAAAAUGUUUAAUAGGCCAUAUGAAUUCAAAUUCCAAAAGAUAUUUGACUCCUACUCUUGAAGAGCACAUUCAAGUCCAUGGCUUAAUUCCAUUUCUCAGGCAGGGCACCAGAUCUGAAAAAGAGAAUGGGUUUGGGGGUUUUUUGAGUGAAAUGGAAAAUGUCAGGCCAAGACAAAUUUUCUCAAUAACCCUAUUUUUACAUCAUGAUGCUCAAUUGUAAUGUAAAUUAAUUAUGACCAAUAAAUUGUUGGACCGAUUUGAA